GAGCUUCUGAAUGCUACGACUACUGCCAUGAAAGAAUUGGUGAAGAAACUUUACAACAAGGGACUCACCGACACGAUACAGUAAGAUAUGUUUGUUUCUUUUAAUUUAUUAUAUAAUAUUCUGCGAUCAAAAAGACAUUUAACGAAUAUUUUAACGUGUGAACACAGAAGAAAGUGGAGUCAUUUAAGCACUAAAUUAACACAAAAACGCUCAACGAUGAAAAGACCAAGCUGAUCCCCAUUGCUACCGCUCAAAAGCUAAAAUAUGUUUUAAAAAAUACACAAUUCAAGCACUAGAUUAACACAAAAACGCUCAACGAUGAAAAGACCAAGCUGAUCCCCAUUGCUACCGCUCAAAAGCUAAAAUAUGUUUUAAAAAAUACAUCAAUUCAUUUACUCGUUGAGGUAUGCAGAUUGAGUUUCCUUAAACAGUACGAAACCUGGGUGUCUACUUGGAUAGAGCACUAACUAUUUAAAAUCACAUUAACAUGCUUUGCAAGGCAAUUUUUCUAGAGCUUCGCAGAAUUAAUCAUGUCGGACCUUUAUUAACGUUUGAUGCAACAAAAAGAAUGAUGUCUGCAUUCGUGCUAUCACGCAUGGACUACUGCAAUGCUCUCAUGGUGGGUCUACCAGCUACUCUCAUGGAUAAAAUUCAAAAAGCACAGAAUAAUGCGGCUCGCAUUGUUCUUUUCAAACGCAAAUUUGACCAUGCUUAAACACUUCUGAGAGAGUUGCAUUGGCUGCCGGUCCGCGCUCGCAUAGAGUACAAAAUUGCAACUCUGUGCUGCAGCUGCUUGCAUGCUGGCACCGUCCUAUCUCAAAACGCUCAUGACGACUUAUGUACCUACUAGACAACUCUGCUCAUCUGAUAGUGGCAAACUCUCGAUACCAAUUGUUCACCUUGAGACUUACGAAAGGCGCACUUUCGCUUUGCUGGCCCAGCACUUUGGAACACACGUUCCUGACGCUCUCAGAAGCAGCCAGACCCUGGGGUCUUUCAAAACCGAAUUGAAAACACAUCUAUUUCGCAAACACCUGCUGGGGUGAAGUUGUCUACCAUCUUUUCCAGCUGGCUAUUAUCUCCUAGAUGUAUAGUGGACUGUGUUGUUUAUGUUUGCAAUGUAUGAAAGACCUAGAAUGGGUAUUCUCAUAUGUAGUUUUUGUUGCGUUUUGCAUUUCAAUGUGGUAUAAUAUAGAAUUUUUUCAUUCCUCUUUUAAUAUGGUUGACUUCGUACCGCGCUUCGAGCCUUUGGUGAUUAAGCGUGAGUUUUAAAUAAACUUCAUUAUUAUUAUUAUUAUUAUUAUUAUUAUUAUUAUUAUUAUUAUUAUUAUUAUUAUUAUUAUUAUUAUUAUUAUUAUUAUUAUUAUGUGCGCUAUACAAAUAUAAAAAUCAUGCUUUUGCGAUUAUUUAUUUGAUAUGUUAUGGUAUGUUAUGUAACGCUUCAGUAUUGUGUCCACAACUUCCCACCGCAUUUUUCAAUUUUGAUGUUUGACAUCAAGAUUUAGUUGUUCAGUUGUUUGUUUUAGUAACCGGUAGCGCACUCUACAGUUUAAACAAACAUUUACUUUAGUUUUGAGAGGGUGUUCAUAAAUAGCUUUUAUCUGUAUUAUUUUACAUGCAAGCCGUAACUCGUAGACCGUCAUGUUGUCAGUCACUUAUUUUAUAUCUAAUUUGACAGGUUAACCACUGCAGUAGAUCUCGGUUGGAUCGGCUAUUAUGCUUUCAAUAACACCGUGUUGAUCACUGUUGACCAAUUUCAGCAGCCUCUGUUUGAACCCAGCUUCUCGAAGUGAGUUAGGAGCUUGUAUAUAAAGACUAUGGCAGGAUCAAUUUUAUUGUAUUAUCGUUUAUGGGAGUUUUUUUUGUAUAACUAAUUUGUGUAUUGUUUAUAGUUUUUGGGGAGAAGAGCCGAGUGAAGGAGUGAGAAAGGGCAUUCGCCCAGGGCGGCAACAUCAAAGGGGAGUCAAAAAUCAUCUUUAGGCUAGAUCAGGGAUGGCCAACCUUUACUGCAGGCGGGGGUCAAAGCUCAGAAAUAAUAUUUCACCAAGAGUGUUUACCUAGGAAAUUGUAAAUAUCCUUAUUCAAUAAAUACUUUUAAUUAUGUUCUCCUUUAACAAAGACUUCAUUUCAGUCUUUAUGUCUAUAGAUAGGUUGUUAUGUCUGUGUGGUAAUUUGGCUUAAAUAACGAAUCUCUAGACAGAGUGCCAAGAGGAUUUCUCAUACAAGGGGUUCCCCCUUGCUAGUAAAAUUCACCACAGUCGCUUCGAGGAGGUAAGAUCGUGGCCAAACGCUUGCCAGUAGGUGAGAUCGUUGUCUAACGCUUGGCAGUAGGUGAGAUCGUGGUCAAACAAUUGCCAUUAGGUGAGAUCGUGGUCUAAGGCUCGCCAGUAGGUGAGAUCGUGGUCAAACGCUUGCCUGUUUUAAUAUAAAAAAAACAAGAAAUAGGUACAUAUAUUUUUUUUAAAGUAAAUACAUCAUAACUGAGAAUUAAACAUUUUUUAACGCAAUUUAAAAAUAUUUAAAAGUGAAACAUCUGAAUUUGUUUUGCAGAACAAAGUGCAUCAAAAAUUUCUCGACUGAUGUUGUCGCUACAAGCCAACAGUUUUUCUAAUGAACAUCAGUAAUUCGUGUUCUCACCUAUGAUUUGAUGUGCUCCUUACGACUAAAAAGCUGUUCACAGACAUGAGUGUUUUCAAAUAGCGGAACCAUCAACAGAGCGUGUUUGUAACACGCAGGAUAUUUAUCCUUGUCCAAAUACAUUUUAAUAGAACUAUUCAAAACCAACUUGAUGGAAUUUCUCCUUUAACUGUGUAUCACAACACAUUGCACAAUUUUCUAUUUGUAAUCUUCCUGAUAAUAAAUUCACGUCUACCGCUAAUGGCGUUGCAAAAGCACAAAAAUCACAUUAUUUUUUUUUCAAUCCUGUCAUUGGUUUUCAAAUUCGAAGUUUUAGUCUGAUAUCAAAGAAGUCUAUUUACCCGCCGCCUCCUGUGUGACGUCUGGUUGCAAUGACACUGUAGGAAAGUGAGUCAAUUUUUUUGUCCUCAACCGUUGAAAUGCAGAAUCAUGAUCAUACAACUUAUAAAUUAAUUGAUCUUUCCAUGUACAUGAGUUUUGACGUCAUUUAGUUGGCUAGUUAUAUCGACCAGAAAUUCAAAGUCUGAAACCCACUUUUUGUCUUCAAACUCUGGGACACUUAUGGAAUUGCUUGCAAAAAAAUGGUUUUAUUUCUUGCUGCAAAUCCUACUCUCUUUUCAACAUUUUAGCACGGGUCAGCCAUCUUACUUUUGCAUCAAUUGUAACGUCAUUAUAAUUUUAGUCCAAAGACUUUAGAAAUUCUUGGAACUUAUGGUGAUUCAGCCCGUUCGACUAAAUGAAGAUCAUUAUUUUCACUACCACUUUCAUGACAUGGUCUAUUUUGAAGGAUUACGAACAUAAAUUAUCCGGAUGAAAAAAGCAAUGAAAAUUAAGCAUUAUAGUAUUACUGACAAUGGGGACCUCAUUUUCCAUCAACUUCACUAAGCCUUCCUGUUUUCGAACCAUUGCUGGAGCACCAUCCGUUGAUAAGCCCGAUGAUUUGUUAAGUUGUAACGAAAAGCGAUUCAAUGUCUAUGUAACUGCCUCUAACACAUCUAGAGACUUAGUACUGUCCUUAAGUGGAUACAGUGCCGCUAAUUCGUCUGUAUUUUUAAAAUGAAAAAAAAUUGCCCGUUAGGAAGUAUCUGAUAUAUCUGUGCUUUCAUCCAAUGCUAGAGCAUAAAAUAUAAAAGCGAAUGCUGGACUUUUCAAACUAUCUUCAAUCUUCUAGGAUUUCCCAAUGUCGUCCCCAUAUUUGAAUUUUCACGAAAAUGGGGAAUAGUUAAAAAAAAGCUCAAAACAAAAGAUUUUUUCAAAAAUGCGCGACAUAUUACAAAUAUUUCUUAGCUUUGAUUUAAUAAUAUAUGAUACUAACGACUCAUGAUGUAAUUUUCUUUUGGCGAUAUGUACACUAAAGUUAACAUUUAUGUUCAUUUGACAUUGCUCCGACGCCGCGUGCGGCCCACUAGCCUCAUGUUGGCCACCCUGGGUUAGAUAGCGAAUUAAACCAUGAAAUGUGCAGGCUUUCUUCUACAAAUUGGUUCGAGGGGCGCUCAUUUUCAACAUUCCCCUGGGCGCACUUUUUCCUCUGCUUCGCCCUGAUUGGGGGGUAUUGUAGUAUUGUGUAAAUAAUUGAUAUGAGUAAUAACUAUCAUUAAUCAGAAAAUUUUAAUUUUAAGAAACAAAAGAAAGACCAAUAAUAAAAAAGAUCCUUUUUCAAUUAAUUAUUGACGCUCUAAGCAAGUGGCUUUGGUAAUAAUGUAUAUCGCAAUAAUAACUCCGCAACAAACCUAAUGUCAAAGACGUCACAAAAAGGGUUAAUUCAAAGACGGGACGUCGAUCCUAAUGUAAAGGGCGUCCCAACAAACGUAUAAUCAAGACGUCACAAAAACCUAAUGUCAAAGACGUCACCAAAACCUGUGUCAAAGACGUCAUUAAACCUGUUUCAAAGGCGUCAUAAAACUUGUGCCAAAGACGUUACAAAAACCUGUGUCAAAGACGUCACAAAAACCUGUGUCAAAGACGUCACAAAAACCUGUGUCAAAGACGUCACAAAAACCUGUGUCAAAGACGUCACAAAAACAUGUGUCAAAUACGUCACAAAACCUGUGUCAAAUACGUCAUAAAACCUGUUUCAAAGGCGUCAUAAAACUUGUGCCAAAGACGUUACAAAAACCUGUGUCAAAGACGUCACAAAAACCUGUGUCAAAGACGUCACAAAAACCUGUGUCAAAGACGUCACAAAAACCUGUGUCAAAGACGUCACAAAAACCUGUGUCAAAGACGUCACAAAAACCUGUGUCAAAUACGUCACAAAAACCUGUGUCAAAUACGUCAUAAAACAUGUUUCAAAGGCGUCAUAAAACUUGUGCCAAAGACGUUACAAAAACCUGUGUCAAAGAUGUCACAAAAACCUGUGUCAAAGACAUUACAAAAACCUGUGUCAAAGACGUCAUAAAACCUGUUUCAAAGGCGUCAUAAAACUUGUGCCAAAGACGUCACAAAAACCUGUGUCAAAGACUCACAAAAACCUGUGUCAAAGACGUCACAAAAACCUGUGUCAAAGACGUCACAAAAACCUGUGUCAAAGACGUCACAAAAACCUGUGUCAAAGACGUCACAAAAACCUGUGUCAAAUACGUCACAAUAACCUGUGCCAAAUACGUCAUAAAACAUUUGUCAAAGAAGCAGAAAAAACCUAUUGCUAUGCACGUCAAAAUAAACAUGUAUCAGAACGUACACUUGUAAAUUGUGUAAGGACAUGUACAAUUCAUCAGACCGUACACUUGUAAAUUGUGUAAAGACAUGCACCAUUCAUCAGGCCUUACACUUGUGAAAUGUGUAUGGAUAUCUACUAAACGUCAGGCCGUACACGUGUAAAUUGUGUAUGGAUAUCCACUAAACGUCAGGCCGUACACUUGUAAAUUGUGUAUGGACAUGCACCACUCAUCAGGCCGUACACUUGUAAAUUGUGUAUGGACAUGCACCACUUAUCAGGCCGUACACUUGUAAAUUUUGUAUGGACAUGCACCACUCAUCGAGCAAUACACUUGUAAAUGUGUAUGGACAUUCACCACUUAGCAGGUCGUACACUUGUAAAUUGUCUAUGGACAUGCACCACUCAUCAGGCCGUACACUUGUAAAUUGUGUAUGGACAUACACCACUCAUCUACCGUACACUUGUAAAUUGUGUAUGGACAUUCACGUUCAGUGGAGGAGCGAAGCUGUCGAAGGGGUGAAUAAACGGAAAGAAGUUCGGUUAGAUAGGAAGGACGUCAAUCUGUAAUAGAGCACAGUUAUACCGGUGCCGAAGCAGUGGUGGCACAGAAGGAAAUAGGGGAUCGUAUUUUAUAAAUUUGUUUGUUUUUUUUAUAGGAGAAAUUUUAAUAUUUAUUUUUUCAGAGCGAAGUGGGGGAUUCUUGCAGACCCAUUAAUUUGGAUGUUAGCUAAAGGCUGAAUAAAUGUUUGUGUUUUCUCGGAAUGUAAUACCAAGCUACGCCGGUAUAUCAGCCAGUUUUAAUAAUUUCUAUACCCUUUAAAACAAUAACAUUGUAAUAUUACGCAUAUUUAAAGAUUGAACACUAAGAACUAUUGUUAAUUUCUUCCUUUUUAGGCCAUUCCUUUACGGGGGUCUUGGAUACAUUGUGGGCCAUGAAGUCACUCACGCCUUCGAUAUUGUAAUAAGAGCAUGGGAUGAAAAUGGUCUCCCACUGAUCGAUUGGCCGCCUCGCUCAGAUGAAGAGUAUUUGAAGAGAGCCAAGUGUUUGGCCGACCAGUACAGCUCUCAAACUUUAUAUGGUGCUCAUGUAAGUUGUCAAUCCGAUAGCUUCUCAAAGUGGUGUAUCUUUCUUUUCGUGAAUAAAUAAAAAAAAAAUGUUUUUAAAUUUUCAAGUAUAAAUUAAAUAUCCCCCCAAAAAUCAGGGGUCUUACAGUUAUUUGACUAGAACGGCGUACCACGCCCAUAUCAUAAUGUUCUAUUGUGUGCUUUUGAGUAGAAGCAUACGAAGUAUAGAAGUAUACGAAGUAUAGAAGUAUACGAAGCGUUAUCUCAAUUAGAGAUCAGAGAGUAUUCAAUGGUCAGUGGUAGUUGCUGGUGACCUAGUGAUCAUGAAAAGUGGUAUUGACAUAAAAGGUGGGGGGGGGGGCCAGUGUACAAAUUUAAGCUCAAUUGAACACAAGACGUGAUUCAUAAUAGAGUUAAAAAAUUUGAUCCAGAAAAUUAGUCCCAAAAUACACACAGACACAAAGAGACAAAAUAGAACUCUAAAUAAAAGCUUGGAGUAAAAAAAAGUUAUUUUGUAGAAAAGACCUUCAACAUCCUAUCUGUGUUGUAACACCUAUGAGCCACUUCCUCCUACCCUACCUCACAACAAGGAAACUUAAAAAUACAACAUAACAAUGAGGAACCUAUUGACGUUUCAAGGUGGGUGAUUUAGGGGGCAAUAAACCCCAGAAUAGAGAUAGGUGGGGAGGGGGCAAUAAACCCCGGAAUGGAGAUAGGUGGGGAGGGGGACAAUAAACCCCGGAAUGGAGAUAUGUUAUAUUUCUAAUUAAUAAGAGGACGAUUUCAUUAAUGUAUCCCCCGCUCAAACUCAUUAAGAAUAAAACAUUUUUAUCUAUGACUCGGCAAAAAAGUCAAAACCAUGUAAGGGCUUACCGGUAUAGUGGUGUAUUAUUUAUAAACUAUUGAAAAAUUUGAUGUUGUGAAUAGUGACUCGUUGUAACGGGUGGGUAUUUGAAACUGUUUCCUAAUGUGUGAGAUCUCAUGUUUAACAACGCAUCUUUGAUAUCUCUUAGCUGUGUGGGAAUAAAACUGUUCUGGAAGAUAUCUGUGACAACAACGCGGUCAGGCUGGCCUACAAGGCCUUCAAGGCACACGCGCUGGCAAGUGACCCUAUCCUGCCUGGCCUGAAUCUAACUGACGACCAAAUGUUCUUCCUGGGCUUUGGCCAGGUACGGUGAAUGCGAAUGUCCAAUCAUUCGAAUAUUUUCUGAUAGCUUGGCUCUAUCCGGGUACAGAGGGUUCAAAAGUUCAAUCAUGGGAUAAAGUGCUGAUGACUGGGCUUUAUGUGGGUACAUUAGUUCUAAAUGUUCAAUCAUGGGAGCAAGUCUUGAUAACAGGGCUCUAUUUGGGUAUAGUGGGUCCAAAUGUUCAAUCAUUUGUUCAAGUGUUGAUAACUGGGUCCCCAUUGUAGCAUAUUGUUUAUUUCCUUGUGAACACAUAAUAGUGGAACGUUAUAUUGUAAUAUUGACUUAUUAUUGUGGACAGUUAUUUCUCAACAUACUUUUGUUAAAGGCCCUCCGCUAUGACCCACAAGUAUCCCAUCCCCAUAAUGCCAAAAAAAAUCAAGUCUUGCUGUUACAACACGAUUUUAUUGUCUUAAAUUCUUCACUAUGUAACCAAUCCAAAUGCGUGUUGUACUAAAAGGUCAAGGUUGAUGCUUCAGAAAUAAGGUGACCUUACAAUUAGGUCAGAAAAACACGGUGUUGACAAUGAUUCGUCCCCGAUAGAAGUGUUCGGUAAUUUACGUAAGUGACAUUAAGCUAAAUGUAUCUAAAUUAUGAGAAAUAAAUCAUAUCAUUGAUAAAAAUUACGAUGUAAUCGGGUGGUUCUUAGUAUAUGAAUUGACUCGCAUCAUCAGCACUUUCGUUUUUUGCGAGAGUAUACACUUUAAAAUUAGCAGGGCUACCUUCCAAACAAUUUGGAUGGAUUUAAUUAUUUCAUCCAGUGACACAAACUGCUUUUAGAUAAAUCACCUUUUUAUCUAUUUAUAAUUGAACCAUCGUAAUGUUUACCGACGCACAACUCUUGAGCCUUUGAGAGGUGGCUCAUUUAACGCAAAAAGUGGCCUCUGCAUCACUUGACCUUAUGUAAGACACACAGUCACAUGGAGGAAGAGUGGUCCUUCAGUGGAUCCCUGGGGCACGCGGAGUUACCCCAAAAUGAGAGAGCUGAAUAUCUAGCGAGGCAAGGGUCUGCACAGCCACAAACGAAACCGGCCAACGAUCCAACUGGUGGUCAAGCCCAGGUGGAAAGGAUUCUUGCGAAAGGAGUGAUUAAAGAAUUGUAAAAACGGUGAGACAGCACCUAUAACUUUACCGGGAAAAAAGCCACUACCCAACAGCAAAGGUGAUCAAUGAUGGCGAUAAAAGUGGGAGAACCAGAACCUCGUCAAAAGACCCCUCAGCCGACGCCGCGUGCCGAAUACGCCGCCGAAUUUUCGUCCGCCAAAAAUCCGCCGGAAAAUAUGCGCCGCGCCGCAUUAGCCGCCGUAUUUCGUCCGCCGUAAAUCCGCCGAAAAAUGAACGAGUCGCCGUGACGUAAUGUUUUUGCUUUCUUAAAUUUCAUGGUGUUCCGUUUUAAGGUAUCAGGAAUUGAGUGACAUAAACUGACUGAAUGGAAUGCAUUCACGCACUGUAUUAGUAGGACAGCAUAUAAAACUGUUGUUUUUUCUAUUGUUUGAAAUAAUAAAACUUUUUUCUGAAGUAUUGUAAAAGUGUUUUAUUGCUGAAUUUGUAUUACUUCAUUAUUGGCCAGGCUUCAGCCGAAUUUCAGCCGAAUAUUUCGUAAUCAGUCGAAAAUCGACCGCAAAUGUCAAUUUACGGAGAAAUCCGGCUAAUCAGCCAAAAAAUUAUGUCUGCCAGGCUUAAUUUUUUAAAAAAAUCGGCUGGCAGGUCUACUCGUCAUCCAGAUGAGAUCAGGACACUGUCCUACUUGAAGUUACUUGAACACAUUACAUCCUCUUCAGGACCAGAUUCGCCGUCACUGCGGACAGGCGCCUGAGACAGUGGUGCACUUACGAGCCGAGUGCCCAACACUAACGAGUGGAGGGGUUGGGAAGAUGCAGAAGGUCUGAUGUGCGGCAACGCCCAGCAGAUGCAGCAUGCCUAUAGAGACCUGGCCGGGGCCAUUAAAGAGCAGUAGCUCGAUUCCAUAAACAGACUGUAAUAUCGGCAAAAAAUAAAACUAUGUCUGCCACGGUUGCCAUGCAUUACUUAAUAAAAUCAUAUUGGAGCCAAGGUUUUUAUUUCUUCCUUGUUGCUACCACGCUUGCAGCCAGACAAAACCACAGUUUUCACAAAACGACUCCCUUUGAGUUAUUUUUUUUAUAAAACCUUUUGGAGACGAGAGAUUUUUUUUCGUUUGUUUUACUUUUAAUAGCAUUAUCAGUAGCAACGUCAUAGAGUUUUGGGUUUAACGAUUUUUAGUUGCGCGUCAAGCUUAGCCGUCUUGGUCCUUCUUGGGCCACAUACAUAGCCGUCUUGGUCCUUCUUGGGCCACAUACAUAGCCGUCUUGGUCCUUCUUGGGCCACAUACAUAGCCGUCUUGGUCCUUCUUGGGCCACAUACAUAGCCGCCUUGGUCCAUCUUUGGCCGCAUGAAGCCGGCGAGUCGCGGUUUUGAAACCCCUGGGACCGACCUUUAAAAUUAGGACGCAUAAAUGCUAAGCCUUUAACCAUGUUAUUCUAUCAAUUUUGUUUACAGAAAAACUGCCAGAAAAUGGUGGAAAGUUCUGCAAUCUUUCGAUUGGAUUUUGGUAUGGAUAUACACAGCCCUAAUCCAUAUCGGUGAGGGUUUGUAUGCUGAGUGACUACCUAUAAAUACAGUGUAACCAUGGAAUAACGCAAGCUCUUUAGGCUGAAAAAAAAUGGAGCGCUAUUAGCAGGUUCACCUCAGUGUCAUUAAAAUGUGUUCAGCACCGGGAUGAAUAAGCCGUGGAAAACGUCAAUUUAAGGAUCGUUAUUUCCAGGUUUCCUUGUAAAAUAUCAAAUGGUGACAACUCAACAUUUCUUUGUCACAUUUUUUUAUUGUUAUGCUGCACCUGAUCCAGGGCUUCUCAACUUCUCAACAAAUGUAGAGACAUUUUAUAAAUUAUAUUUGUUACGAAAACAAGUUUGUUGAGGCGGUCAUUUUAUUGUCUUUUAAAAUGGUAUCCAAAUAGCUGAUAUAGCCGGAUGGCUUUGGAGAUACAAUGGUAUCCAAAUAGCUGAUAUAGCCGGAUGGCCUUGGAGAUACAAUGGUAUCCAAAUAGCUGAUAUAGCCGGAUGGCCUUGGAGAUACAAUGGUAUCCAAAUAGCUGAUAUAGCCGGAUGGCCUUGGAGAUACAAUGGUAUCCAAAUAGCUGAUAUAGCCGGAUGGCCUUGGAGAUACAAUGGUAUCCAAAUAGCUGAUAUAGCCGGAUGGCCUUGGAGAUACAAUGGUAUCCAAAUAGCUGAUAUAGCCGGAUGGCCUUGGAGAUACAAUGGUAUCCAAAUAGCUGAUAUAGCCGGAUGGCCUUGGAGAUACAAUGGUAUCCAAAUAGCUGAUAUAGCCGGAUGGCCUUGGAGAUACAAUGGUAUCCAAAUAGCUGAUAUAGCCGGAUGGCCUUGGAGAUACAAUGGUAUCCAAAUAGCUGAUAUAGCCGGAUGGCCUUGGAGAUACAAUGGUAUCCAAAUAGCUGAUAUAGCCGGAUGGCCUUGGAGAUACAAUGGUAUCCAAAUAGCUGAUAUAGCCGGAUGGCCUUGGAGAUACAAUGGUAUCCAAAUAGCUGAUAUAGCCGGAUGGCCUUGGAGAUACAAUGGUAUCCAAAUAGCUGAUAUAGCCGGAUGGCCUUGGAGAUACAAUGGUAUCCAAAUAGCUGAUAUAGCCGGAUGGCCUUGGAGAUACAAUGGUAUCCAAAUAGCUGAUAUAGCCGGAUGGCCUUGGAGAUACAAUGGUAUCCAAAUAGCUGAUAUAGCCGGAUGGCCUUGGAGAUACAAUGGUAUCCAAAUAGCUGAUAUAGCCGGAUGGCCUUGGAGAUACAAUGGUAUCCAAAUAGCUGAUAUAGCCGGAUGGCCCUGGAGAUACAAUGGUAUCCAAAUAGCUGAUAUAGCUGGAUGGCCUUGGAGAUACAAUGGUAUCCAAAUAGCUGAUAUAGCCGGAUGGCCUUGGAGAUACAAUGGUAUCCAAAUAGCUGAUAUAGCCGGAUGGCCUUGGAGAUACAAUGGUAUCCAAAUAGCUGAUAUAGCCGGAUGGCCCUGGAGAUACAAUGGUAUCCAAAUAGCUGAUAUAGCUGGAUGGCCUUGGAGAUACAAUGGUAUCCAAAUAGCUGAUAUAGCCGGAUGGCCCUGGAGAUACAAUGGUAUCCAAAUAGCUGAUAUAGCUGGAUGGCCUUGGAGAUACAAUGGUAUCCAAAUAGCUGAUAUAGCCGGAUGGCCCUGGAGAUACAAUGGUAUCCAAAUAGCUGAUAUAGCUGGAUGGCCUUGGAGAUACAAUGGUAUCCAAAUAGCUGAUAUAGCCGGAUGGCCCUGGAGAUACAAUGGUAUCCAAAUAGCUGAUAUAGCUGGAUGGCCUUGGAGAUACAAUGGUAUCCAAAUAGCUGAUAUAGCCGGAUGGCCCUGGAGAUACAAUGGUAUCCAAAUAGCUGAUAUAGCUGGAUGGCCUUGGAGAUACAAUGGUAUCCAAAUAGCUGAUAUAGCCGGAUGGCCUUGGAGAUACAAUGGUAUCCAAAUAGCUGAUAUAGCCGGAUGGCCUUGGAGAUACAAUGGUAUCCAAAUAGCUGAUAUAGCCGGAUGGCCUUGGAGAUACAAUGGUAUCCAAAUAGCUGAUAUAGCCGGAUGGCCCUGGAGAUACAAUGGUAUCCAAAUAGCUGAUAUAGCCGGAUGGCCUUGGCGAUACAAUGGUAUCCAAAUAGCUGAUAUAGCCGGAUGGCCUUGGAGAUGCUUUGACAUUUGAAACAGGCAUGGCACGACAGCCCUGUUCAUAAGGUGUCAUGCAAUUUAUUACUUUAAUAAAGGGGGGGGGUAUAAAACCACUGACAACAUUAUAUUGUUUGAGGAUACUUGUCCAUAAAGUGCAACAGCUAUCAUUUUAAGCGGGCAGCAGAGGCGUAGCUGAGGGGUGGGCAGAGGGGAAGAUGUCCCUGAGCGCCAGACUAGUUAGGAGCGCCAAAAUGUGCCUUGAUUUUAUUUUGUUAAUGACAGUGAUGGGUUUGAGAUUUUAAAAAAGAAAGGGAGGCUUUUUAAAAUGAACCUUGUCCCCAGGGUGCCAAACUCUCUGGUCACGCCUCUGGCGUGCUGUCAACCUUUAAAAAUUAUAUUUUUAAAAAUCUUUUACCAAAAUCAGUUGUUAUUGUCUAUUGGUGGCCAAGUAUUAUAAGGACGUGACAUAUAGUAUAACAAAGUUAGCUUGUUCUGCUAUUUCUUUCACUUAUCCAUGUCUAAAGUUAUCGUAUUCUACUAUUUCUUUCACUCAUCCAUUUCUAAAGUUAUCUUAUUCUACUAUUUCUUUCAUUUAUCCAUUUCUAAAGUUAGCUUAUUCUACUAUUUCUUUCACUUGUCCAUGUCUAAAGUUAUCUUAUUCUACUAUUUCUUUCACUUAUCCAUUUCUAAAGUUAUCUUAUUCUACUAUUUCUUUCAUUUAUCCAUUUCUAAAGUUAUCUUAUUCUACUAUUUCUUUCACUUAUCCAUGUCUAAAGUUAUCUUAUUCUACUAUUUCUUUCACUUAUCCAUUUCUAAAGUUAUCUUAUUCUACUAUUUCUUUCAUUUAUCCAUGUCUAAAGUUAUCUUAUUCUUCUAAUUAUUUCACUUAUCCAUUUCUAAGGUUAUCUUAUUCUACUAUUUCUUUCAUUUAUCCAUGUCUAAAGUUAUCUUAUUCUUCUAUUUUUUUCACUUAUCCAUUUCUAAGGUUAUCUUAUUCUACUAUUUCUUUCACUUAUACAUUUCUAAGGUUAUCUUAUUCUACUAUUUCUUUCACUUAUACAUUUCUAAAGUUAUCUUAUUCUACCAUUUCUUUCACUAAUCCAUUUCUAAAGUAUCAUGCAAGUUAACAUUUCCAUUUUUUUAUCGACUGAGAGAACCAGCGUUAAAUGCUGGAAUUCGAUUGAAAGAAAUCGCCAGCGUCCGAGACCAUGAUAUAGCAUGUAAUUUAUCACUUAUUAUGGGACCUAGCACAUCCUUUAAAUAAAUCAGUGGCCUUUGAUAAGAGUCUAUUCUACAAGCUACCAUUCAAUUUCUCCCUUAUCAAAAUCAUUUAUUCGUGAUAAAAUUUAAAAGUUUGGGUCCAGACUAAUAGUUGCCGUUUCAUUCAUCGCGUGUCCCACCCGGGGUGCUUGACUGAACUCCAGACCAGGAACUUGGGAUUUGCUCAGUCUAGACCAUUCGGCCACCCGGCAUCAUAUUAUUUAUUAUUUAAGAUAAUAAUUAAAAGGUUUUGGAAUAGAUCAGUAGGGUGCCUACGUUUAACUCAAGAAUAGGAGCUCUAUUGAAAGCCAUUCAAUAAAUGUUCAAUGUGACUUGAACAAUAGUAAAUAGAUUGAGAUUCCCGCUCAAAAAGUCUCGGUAAAUAUUUGGUCAAAAGUAUCCUUUAAAAAAGAUUGGCUGGGAGGCUUUCUUUAUCCUUUUCAUACAUUUUCUAGGUAAUAUUUAAAAAUUGUAAAUCACGGAACGUUAAAAAUUACAAUAAUAUUAGAGUAUGGGGCCACCGUAGCAAACAUGAGUCACAAAAAAAAAUUGACAUAGUCUAUGUCAUUUCUAGUAUAACAUAGAACAUCUGCCUAUCUUAUUUCUAGUAUAUCAUAGAACAAAUACCCAGUGGCGUAGCUAGGGUCAUCUGCGCCCGGGGACAUGACACAAAAUCUGCGCCCCUUCUAGGACCGACAGAGUCUGGGGGCUCAGUUUGAGCCCCCAAGGAAAUGUUGAAAUUUUACAGUUUAUAUGGUUCAUUUUCGAAGUAUCUGGUAUUUUAAUGAAAUAGAAUACAGACUAAUAAUUCUCUAUACGAUUGUAAACAAUUUAUUUGAAAAUAUAUAUAUAUACACUACUGAUUAUACAUGACUGGAAUAGACAUAGUCUACAACAAAUUGAUACUCCUUGAUUUGACUGUCGCAAACUCGUCUAUCACUUUGUCAAAAUUAAUGUUCUCAAGUGUUUCUCUUUCGAUGCUAAGAAGUGCAAGAUCACUCAGACGAUCUUGUCCCAUUGAAGCCCGUAAAUAAGACAAAAUAAGCUUCAGUUUGCUGAAGGACCGCUCACAGCUUGUAAUUGAAGCAAUUUGCAGUGAAAUGCGCAGAUUCGGAAAUACGCCAUCUCCAUAUGAAGCAAUAAAACCAAGAAGAUCCAAAAGAGUUUCCGGUAGAGCUUCAGUUCCGGUACUGAGCAGCAUUUUGCAGUCUCCGAUUUCUGUGCACAAUGCGCGACCAUUGACGUCAGUGUCGUAGAAAUUUCCAAAAUCAAAGCAAUUUUGACGAAGUGUAUCGACAUUUGUCUCAGCGAGAAGAGUUUUGACGUCUAGUAAAAAUCCAAAUUUGGUGUUUAGCUUUUUUAGACGUAAAAACCGUAUUGAUAUCUCCAGUUGGAGUCUAUCAAUUACGCUGUUCAUAAAACGUGCAAUUUCUUCUUCUGCCGAAAAUCAUGCAUCUCUUGCUAAUUCUCCAGGCAUCCUCCGAUGUCAUCUAAUCCUUCUGAAAACCUCAAUUGCCCAGGUUGUGCAUCUUGUUUUUCCAUUGUCUACCACAAACUGGCUCAAAUUAUCACGAAUGUUGACAAGUUCUUGCUUCAGUGAUUCAAGAUCAGAUGCUGCUUCCUUGAAAUUCAUAAUAGGAUCCUGAAAUCGUUUCUGGACAUUAUCAAUUUACGAAGUAUGAUGUUCCAGAAAUGUAACAAAACUAGGAAGAUACAGUUUAAUAUACCGGCCAGCAAAGUUUCUGUAUCACCUCUGGUUUCAGGCAUCAUAGUUGCAUCUUUUGAUAAUUGUUCCAACAGCCCUACUAGUUCAUCUAGUCCUUCAUAAAUAGCUUUAACAGCUUCUGAUCGUGCACUCCAGCGUGUUUCAGACUCCCUCUUCACUUUGAUUGGCACAACUCUUUUUUAAUUCUUCCCAACGAGUUGUUGAACAAGAGAAAAACAAAUAUAUACUUGUUCCAAAAAUGUGAUAACAACUGGAUCCUGUUUAGCUGAGUGUACUCCUGCUAAGUUUAAGCUGUGGUUUUCACAGUUGACAAACAAUGCUCUGUGAUUUUUGGCACAUAUUCGCUGUUGAAGGCAGGAUAUAUGCACAGUCAUUACAGCAGCAUUGUCAUAACAUUGUCACCGGCAGUCGGCUAGAGGUAUGUUAUCAAAUUCCAGUUUCUCUACGAUAACUCUUUCAAGGCUUGCUGCGUCUUUGGCAUGGAUCUGAACAAAACCUAAAAAUGAUUCUUUGAUGGCUACUUUUUUAGGUUGAAAAUCCACAUCCCCAAAUCUGAUGACUUGAGAAAGCUGUUCCCUGUGUCCUAGAUCGGGUGUUGAGUCAAGAAAGAUACCGUAGUAAUUGUUUUUUUCUGAUUUCACUCAAUAGCUGAUUCCUUACAGUCGAUGCACGUAGGUGGAUAAAUUCAUUUUGGAUUUCCGGUGAUAUAUAAGAUACUGAACCUGGAUUUUCUCGGGCUUGUUGUAGGUUUUUUCUAACAGGGGAUCAUACUGAGCAACGAGUUUGAUCACAGAGAGAAAUUUUCCAACAUUUUAUACUGUUUUAUACUGGUGGAAGUGAGAGAAAGCUACAGACUAUAUUAAACGAGACGAAUACUUGUUAUCUAUCUUUCUCUUUUCAACUUAUGUGAAGUAUUAUUCUAUCUUCCUUGCACUCACGUAAAAUCCUAUAUUCGACUCGAAAUUAUCCAACCUGUAUAAUUAAUUGUUAAAACCAGAUGUCACUUUCAGUAUAUGAAAAAUAAUAUUUGAACCCGAACUGAUCUUUGUUUUUCAAAAAAACGCCAUCAGCAAUCCUACAUUGUGGAUGUGUCAUUUGUUUAUGAGUAGAAUGGCGCCCCUUAAUGCUCAAUGGGGGCGCACAAAUCAUGCUUGCCAACUGGUUUGUAAUGAAGAUAUAAUUGUGGAGCUCCAAAAUUCUAUCUUGCAAACGUAUUUGGGAUACAUUAGUUUACAUCAAAAUAAAAUCAAAUAAUUAGUUUUAAUAAUCAUUUUGGCGCCCCCUAAGGUGGCGCCCGGGGACACAUGUCCCCCGCCCCCCCCCUAGCUACGCCACUGCAAAUGCCGAUGUUAUUUAUGUCAUUUAAACAAAUAAAUUUCUCUUGUCAUGGAAUAGGUUUAGUAAACGUAUAUUUCUCUUGUUAUGGAAUAGGUUUAGUAAACAUAUAAUUUCUCUUGUCAUGGAAUAUGUUUAGCAAACGUAUAAUUUCUCUUGUUUUUGGAAUAGGAUCAGCGAACAUAUAAUUUCUCUUUCUUGGAAUUGGUUCUGUAAACAUAUUGGUAUAAUUUAUCUUGUUACUCUUAUUUCCAGGGUGAAUAUGACGCUCUCAAACUACCCAGAAUUCGCCAAGGCAUUCAACUGUCCUCUUGGCUCGCCCAUGAACCCGGUGAAAAAAUGUGCCGUCUGGGAAUGAGGAAUGAGAACCCUCUCCAGCGAGAUAUUGUAACACACGUGUACAGC
Molecule: messenger RNA, 16962 nt
Organism: Lymnaea stagnalis (great pond snail)
Lineage: Eukaryota; Metazoa; Mollusca; Gastropoda; Lymnaeidae
Source: the annotation of a GenBank genome assembly